Molecule: messenger RNA, 3230 nt
Organism: Brassica napus (rape)
Lineage: Eukaryota; Viridiplantae; Streptophyta; Magnoliopsida; Brassicales; Brassicaceae
Exons: 7
Coding region: 1094-2254 (386 amino acids)
Biological process (GO): proteolysis
Molecular function (GO): cysteine-type peptidase activity
Source: RefSeq, a predicted model, not a curated record
CUUGCACAGACUGACACAACUCCAUUUCAUGAGACGGCUUCCAGACAAGGUGAAGCCAAUGCAGAUCAAGCAGAUGAACAACUUAACAAUGAGGCAAGUAUAAUUUUGAAAACUGUUGGUAUUUAUAAAAUUAUGAAUUUGGUUGUACUUAAAUUAAUUUUUGGAAGUUCUUGUACGAGUUCAUAAUCCCAUUCCUGACUUCAGGAUACACGAGAGCCUAUGAAUGAGAUCACGAAAGAGACACCUGGUUCUCCAAUAGCUCAACAGAAUAUUGAGACUCCAGUCCUUACUCCAAUUCAGACGCAGCAGGUACCUUCUUUAAAAAAUUGGACUUUUCAAGUAAUUUUUGGAAGCCCUUGUACGUGUUCAUUCAACCAUUCCUGAAUUCAGGAGACUCACGAGCUUAUGAAUGAGAUCAUUUCACCAAACAUUUCCGACACACAGCCAAAUACCCGAGCUCGCAGAAAUCUUUUAACAGAGCAAAAUAAGGUAUUACUUUCAUUAAAACCUUUAAUAAAUACACAGCAACUAUCAAAAUGACUGGAUAUCCUUGAAUCUAAACCAUCACAGGAUGUAGAAAGCAGAGUUCAAAAUCCCUUUGAGAUCGGAGCAAAUGUGGAGAUUUCAUCACAAGAUGACAAUACUUGUCAUAAAUGGUAUCCAGGAAAUGUGUUGGCAACAUAUUUGGUUGAUGGGGUUGAGAUGGUGAAAGUUGAGUACUUCGUCCCGUCUCUGGACGAAAAGAAGAGGAAAAGGAGUGUUGAGACACGUGUAUCAAUUGACAGAAUACGUCCUCAACCACCACCUGAGAGAUCUGGAGCGAAGAAAAGUUAUGAGCUAAUGCAGGACGUGGAGGCGUUCGACAAUGGUGCCUGGUGCGCUGGAAAAGUUAAAGUCAUUUUGUUUGAUGGCUCGUGUUUUGUCUCUUUGAACAAUUCUAAAGAACAAAUUUACUUCCACCAUUCUGAGAUGCGAAAACCAAGAAAAUGGGUAGAUGGUGUUUGGGAGAUGACAAAAAGGUAAAACAAAUGCCUUGGAUCACUUGAAUUGAAAAAUAAUGUCAUUUGUUUAAUAUCUCGGUAUUGAUUUUCAGAUGGAAGAAGAGCAGACGCAGAGUGUGAAUCCAAGUGAAGGAGAUGGUGAUAAAAAGGGGAAGGCGAAGGCUGUCGCUUGUAAGAAAAAUGAAGCAGCUGGUCCAUCAGAAGAUGGUGUUGGGAAAAUGGCAAAAGAGAUGGAAGUAAAGCAGGGUAAGAGUGUGAAACCAAGUCAAGACGAUCAUGCAAAAAAGGGGAAGCCUGAUGUUGGUAAGAAGAAGAAAGCAAAUGCUCAGCCAGUAGAUAUGCUUCCUUUUCUACAGCGAGAAGAGAAGAGGCCAAUACGACCUAGAAACCCUCCUAUACCUGUAACACCUGAGGUAAUCCUUCCAAUUGAUCCAUUUGUGACACCUGAAUUUCCUCGGUUUUCAAGGCUUGCACACUGGAUGGAUCUACGGGGCAUAUAUCGUGUACCGUUUUAUAUCAAUGGAAAAGAAAUUGAAAAAGAGUUCUUUCAAAAAAUGGACGAUGCAGAAAACAAUCUCAACAAAGAGCACAUAAAUGUUGCAUUUGAAAUGCUAAAUUGUAAGAGGGUUGAGCAAGGUGCUUGGUUCCGCAACAACAAUCUUCCAGCAGCAUGCUUUGUACCAGUCAAAUUCUUAGAAGUGGUUGGGUACGCUUAUGAAUCUGUCAGGAAGCCACAUAAGAAAAAACAAACGUUAUUGGAGGGCUGUGUAGGCGAACUUGUGAAAGGUUUAAUACAUCCAAAGAAGGUAUGGCUGGAAGAUGUUGAUGUUAUAUAUGGUGUCAUUGAAGAUAAGUUGAGCUAUCACUAUAUUGGGGUGGAGAUACAAUUGAUGGACAACACAAUCACACUCUUCCAUUGUGGUCUUCCAAAAGCAAAUAUCAAACGUGCUCUUAAUCAAAUCCAAGAACUGGCAGUGUUGAUUAGUGCCAUAAAGAUGGAACUUCUUGGUGAAGAGGUUAAUUUCGAAGAUAUCAGUCCAUUUGAAGUUAAGUUUGCAGAAGGGCUUCCAAAGACAAAAUUUCCAUACAACUGUGGUAUUUUUGUUGUGAAGAUGCUGGAAUGCAGGUCACUGGGAUUGAAGAGCAUGGCUAAUAUAAAUGAUGAAACUGCGAUGGACUUACGAAGCAAGCUAUGUUGUGAGAUCUUCGACCAGUUUAUGGAUAAAGAUUUCCAGGAAGGUCAAAGGAAGUGAAAAUGUCAUAUUUGUUCUACUCUGUUUUCUACUCUGUUUUCUACUCUGUUUUCUACUUUGAUAUUAGUUAUCCCUAACGUUUAAGUUUAAGUUUGUAAUGAAUCCCUAACGUUUUUUUCAUUUAGAUUGUUAUUGAAAAAUUUUUAGGAUGUAUUGAUGAAUUGUCAAAUGCUUAUGGUACUUUUAGGAUGGGUUUCCAGAAAAAGAGUGAGAAAGCAAAAUGCACCAAAGCCUAGCAAAUUCCUUUAAAGUUUACAAAAAAAAAUGAAAAAGAAAGUGAUCCGAUGUUGAUUGAACUCGUGAACUCUCGAAAGAUGAAUCAAAGUGUGCAGCCGCUGUGCCAAGGGUGUUAUACUUGCCAAAAGCUAUAAUAAAACGAAAAUAACUUUUGAAUAUUUAAUUAAAAACAGAAAAAAGUGUAAGUAUACACAAACGGGGAUCGAACACGGCUUAUUGUGUGAUAAGGGUACACUAAGAGUAGAACGGAUUGCCACUAGGCUACGGUGGAUAUUCGAUAACAGAGUAAAUGUGAACUUAUUUAUUCACAGACGAUAGAUUUAUAUAAUCUGGAUAUCAUUUUAGGUAUUCAGGAUAGCUUUCCAAAAACAAAUUCCUUUAAAGUUUACAAAAAAAAAAUGAAAAAGAAUGUGAUCUGAUGUUGAUUGAACUCGUGAACUCUCGAAAGAAGAAUCAAAGUGUGCAGCCGUUGUACCAAGGGUGUUAUACUUGCCAAAAGCUAUAAUAAAACGAAAAUAACUUUUGAAUAUUUAAUUAAAAACAGAAAAAAAUGUGAGUAUACACAACGGGGAUCGAACACGGCUUAUUGUGUGAUAAGGGUACACUAAGAGUAGAAGGGCUUGCCACUAGGCUACGGUGGAUAUUCGAUAACAGAGUAAAUGUGAACUUAUUUAUUCACAGACGAUAGAUUUAUAUAAUCUGGAUAUCAUUUUAUGUAUUCAGGAUGGCUUUCCAAAAA